Molecule: messenger RNA, 1614 nt
Organism: Ilex paraguariensis (yerba mate)
Lineage: Eukaryota; Viridiplantae; Streptophyta; Magnoliopsida; Aquifoliales; Aquifoliaceae
Source: the annotation of a GenBank genome assembly
AUGGAAGAAGAGGUCUUGUACUGGUUUAAGCUUCUUGUCAUCUCUUCCAUAGUGUUGGUGUUUGUUAUGAAGGUUAUGGUUUUGUUUUGGUGGAGACCUCGAAAGAUUGAAGAACACUUCUCUAAGCAAGGUAUUAGAGGACCCCCUUAUCGCUUCUUCAUAGGCAACGCCAAGGAACUUGUGAGUCUUAUGUUGAAGGCCUCUUCUCAACCCAUGUCUUACUCUCACAACAUCCUCCCUAGAGUCCUCUCCUUCUACCACCACUGGAGGAAAAUUUACGGUUCAACAUUUCUGGUGUGGUUUGGGACGACGGUUCGCCUCACUGUCUCCGAUCCAGACCUCAUUCGAGAAAUCUUCACUUCCAAGUCUGAAUUCUAUGAGAAGUAUGAGGCUCAUCCUCUUAUCAAACAGCUUGAAGGUGAUGGACUGCUUAGCCUCAAAGGAGAAAAAUGGGCUCAUCAUAGGAAAAUUAUCACUCCUACUUUCCAUGUCGAAAAUCUCAAACUGUUAAUUCCGGUGGCUGCGCAUAGUGUUAUUGAGAUGCUGGAAAAAAGGUUUGCCAUGUCGAAUAUCGGCGAAGUCGAAAUCGAAGUCUCAGAAUGGUUUCGAAUCUUGACGGAACAGAUGGUUACCCGAACGACCUUUGGCCGGAGUUAUGAAGAUGGAAAGUCAAUUUUCCAGCUACAAGCUCAACAAACGGUGCUUGCAUCGGAGACCUUCCAAAAAGUUUUCAUCCCUGGUUAUAGAUUUCUACCCACGAAAAGGAAUAUGAAAUCAUGGAAAUUGGAGAAGGAAAUCAAGAAAUCUCUAAUGAAAGUGAUAGAUCAAAGGAGAGAGAAUUGGGGAAAUGAAAUCGUGGAAAAUGGUCCAAAGAAUUUGCUUGGCCUCAUGAUCCAAGCAAGCACGCGGGAAGAAUCCUUUAGGAGGACGGAAUUCAAUUCCUCUACAUCCUCCAUGAUCACAGUCAAAGACAUUGCCGAAGAGUGCAAGACCUUCUUCUUCGCCGGCGACCAAACCACGUCGAAUUUGCUGACGUGGACCACCGUUUUGCUAGCAAUGCACCCAGAGUGGCAGGUCCUGGCACGUGAGGAGGUGCUCAGGGUAUGUGGGUCACGUGACAUACCCACCAAAGAUGAUAUUGUCAAGCUUAAGACGCUGAGCAUGAUUCUCAAUGAGUCCUUGCGACUAUAUCCACCGACCGUUGCAACGAUCAGACGGACGAAAGCUGAUGUAGAGCUUGGAGGGUGUAAGAUCCCUCGUGGGACCGAACUUUUGAUACCAAUCUUGGCCGUUCAUCAUGAUCAGGCCCUAUGGGGGAAUGAUGUUAAUGAGUUCAACCCCGCUCGAUUCUCGAAAGGGGUGGCCCGCGCAGCAAAGCAUCCAAUGGCGUUCAUUCCCUUUGGCCUGGGGGUCCGCCAAUGCAUUGGUCAAAAUCUAGCGACACUGCAGGCAAAAUUAACCAUUGCCAUCAUACUUCAACGGUUCUCUCUCCGCUUGGCCCCACAUUAUCAACAUGCGCCAACGGUCCUGAUGCUUCUCUACCCUCAACAUGGUGCACCAAUCAUCUUUCGACGUUUGCAUGAUCCCCUUGAUAGCGAAGAUCAACGGCCCUAA